Paramacrobiotus metropolitanus is the source of this 1266-nucleotide messenger RNA. Its product is annotated as spermidine synthase-like. The transcript is spliced from 6 exons. Gene Ontology annotation, cellular component: cytosol. Lineage: Eukaryota; Metazoa; Tardigrada; Eutardigrada; Parachela; Macrobiotidae. Gene Ontology annotation, biological process: spermidine biosynthetic process. The record is from RefSeq and is a predicted model, not a curated record. Bases 140 to 1015 code for a protein of 291 amino acids. Gene Ontology annotation, molecular function: spermidine synthase activity.
CCAAACAAGAUGAUACACAAUUAGACAUAUCAAUUUUGAUAAACCGGCUUCUGCCAAAGAUCGUUUUUGAAUUUUUUUAUGAAUAUUGAGUGUUUGUCCGACGAUUUUGAGUGUUUUUCCGACGAUUGUACCUGUAAUUAUGGAUGAAUCGCGCAAAACAGGUCAAUGGUUCUCCGAAGUAUCCAAAGAGACAUGUCCCGGCCAGUCGUUCUCGUUGGAAAUGGAUGAUGUAUUGGACCAAAGAAAGUCGAAGUACCAAGACAUCCUUCUUUUUCAGAGCCGAACGUACGGAAAAGUGUUGGUACUGGACGGAAUGAUCCAAGUAACUGAGCGCGAUGAGUUCGCGUACCAAGAGAUGAUGGUGCACAUGCCCAUGUUUUCCCAUCCGAAUCCCCAGAAGGUGCUGAUUGUUGGCGGCGGAGAUGGCGGAAUUCUGCGCGAGGUGGUCAAACAUGACUGCGUGCAGAGUGUCGUGCAGUGCGAGAUCGACGAAGAAGUCAUUAAUGUCAGUCGGAAGUUUUUACCGUCCUUGUCCUCGGCAUUCGAACACCCGAAAUUCAAACUCCAUAUUGGCGACGGAUUUGAGUUUCUGAAAAAUCAUCAAGGGGAAUUUGAUGUGAUUAUUACCGAUUCAUCCGAUCCUGUUGGUCCGGCGGAAGGCUUAUUUGGUGCGGCAUACUACCAACUCUUGAAAAAUGCUUUGCGUACUGGUGGAAUCGUCUGUUCUCAGGGCGAAAGUAUAUGGUUGCAUUUGGAUUUUAUAAAGCGUUUGAUGAAUUCGUGCCGGGAAUUGUUUCCUGUAGUGGAUUACGCCAGCAUCAGUAUCCCUUCUUAUCCUUGUGGACAGAUUGGCGCAAUUCUUUGCGGCUUAAAUCCACAAACGAAUUUUCGAAGCGCUCUGCGGGCACCGGAUGAACAUACGGGUAGUACAUGGAAUUUGCGAUAUUACACACCGAGGGUGCAUUCCACAGCCUGCAUACUGCCUCUGUUCGCGGAAAAGGAACUGUUUUCGUAAUAAUUUCUCUGUUAAGAUUUUUUGUCACUUUUGUUAGUAUUUACGUUAGUUGUUUUCCAAAAUAACCACAGCUGUCUGUCUGUUGCGGUUGCGUGCGGAGUUUAAUAAUGCAAUGUAGUAAUAUCUUUCUGGAAGUUUUGGAGGUACACCGUUUCGUGAAAUGGAUAAAUGUUCCCGUAGGAAGUACGAUUGCGAUUCACUUUGUAAAACUCUGUGCAUUUGGGAACAUUUAAUGCUGUUGAUCGAUAAUC